AAAAAAAAAAAAAAAAAAAAAAAGAAAACCUUUUUUUUUUUUUGCUUUUUUUCUCUCACUCAUUUGUAUAAAUUCUUUUCCAUGUCUGACGUUCAUGCACCAUUACUAGGAAAAAGAAGAUUAGAAGAUGAAAGUUCUAGUAGUCAACAAGAAGAAGACGAAUCAGCCGACUACGGUGGAGUGUAUCGCUACCCAGCCUACCUUCAACCAGGUCAUUUCACAUCGCUAGAGAAGCUCAUGUUUUUCUCUAGUUCGAUUUUAUUGAUCCUCCUGUUUAUAUUGGCUGGAUUAUAUGCAAGAAGCAGUCAACAAGAUAAUCAUUCGCCUUCUUUGCCUACUUUUUUACCCACUCCCAAAAACCACACCAAAAAACCCGCUUCAUGUUUAGAGCCAAAUUGCAUCAUCACUGCAUCACAGAUAUUACAGGAUGUAGAUCAAGAGCUAAAUCCGUGUGAUGAUUUUUAUGCAUAUACGUGUGAUCGAUGGCAAUCCAGCCAUUUGAUACCCGACGUAAAAUCCAGAGUGGACAUUCUUUCCGGCAUGACCGAAACCAUCCGUCACCGCCUGGACCAAAUCCUGAGCCGUGAUUAUGUAGACACCUACCGCUCAAAUUUACCCGACCCCAACGCCAUUCUGGAUCGCCAACUGUUUACCAAAGUACAAGAUUUUCAUCGUUCCUGCAUGGACCAAGACAGGAUUGAAAAGAAGAGCAUUUUACCCUUAUAUCCCCUUUUUCGUGCUAUUCGCCAAUUCAUCCCACUCUCCAACGAAGUCGCACACGGUGGCCUCAAUGAUGCGAUUCAAUAUUUAGGCAGUCGGAAUAUAUGGCCCUUAUUUCAAAUGGUCGCCGAACCCGAUAUUAUUGUAAAUCCAACGAAACCUUCGCUUUCGGUCGGACAUGGACAGGUCGGCUUGCCUAGCCGUGAGGCUUAUGAUGAUCCCGACACUUUAAAGACCUACAUGCAGGUCGUCACUAAUAUCCUGGAUAUCAUCUUUAAGCUCGACACCGAGAAUGAAUUCGGCUGGAAAUCAUGGAGCACCAUUGCCACCGCACGUCGCAUUGUUGAAUUCGAAAAGAAAAUAGUCCAGGCCUUGGCUGACACACACCAGCCUGAAAGAUGGUCGAUGCAUGAAUUGCAAACACGCGUGCCUCAAAUCUAUUGGCAUCGCUUUAUUGAUAGGUUAACCGAACCACCCACACAUGUAUUGAUUCCACAUGCCGACUUUAUCGAAAACUUGAGUGGCGAUGUACUGAGUAAUACCAAUCCUCGUACCUUGCAAAUGUAUUUUAUCUGGAGAACCAUCUGGAAAUAUUUAGAUGUGCUUGGUGAGGAGUUUGCAGCUCCCAAACGAAGAUUGGAUGCUAAAUUAAAUGGGAUUGAACCAAGAGCCACACCCGAGCGCUGGGAGACCUGUAUUGAUAUUCUCGAUAAAAGUGCCAUGGGUGUGCUUUUAGGAAGAUACUUUGUUACAGAUCGACAUCAUGACACUGUGAAAGCAAAAGCACAGGUGGAGGACCUGGCUAGAACAGUGGUACAGAUCAUUGAAGACCGUGUAUCCCAUCUGAGUUGGAUUAGCCCUCAAGACCAACUCACACGUGAUCAUAUCUUGAGCAAGUUGAAAACGAUGGAGUUUCAGGUGGGAUUUUCUACUUCAAGGCCAGAUAUUCGAUCUGUGAUUUCACUGUCCGAAUAUUUCAGUGAUGUGACGAUGGAUCCGGAGGAUUUCUUCGAAAAUAUGAUGAAAUCCAACCGCCACCAAGUGAAACAGCAAAUCUGGGGAAUUCUGCAACAACCGACCAUCGAUAAAAACGCAUGGAAAGUAAAUGCGCAAAGUGUACAAGUGUCGUACAAUAAGGAAUUGAAUAAGGUGAUGAUACCCGGUGGAUUGCUCCAACGUCCUUUGAUUGACGCUUCAACUCCCGCCUAUUUUUAUUAUGGAACCAUUGGUUGGAUGAUUGGUCACGAAGUCAUGCAUGCCUUUGACCGUGUAGGAAGGCAGUACAAUAGUCAAGGGAUUUUUGGCUCUUGGUGGGAUAAAGACGCACUAGAUAAUCUAGACUCCCAGAAUCAAUGUCUCGUGUCACAGUACAAUCGUUAUGGGCUGGAUGGUCAAGGCAUGUUGGAUAAUAACUUUGCUGAUAAUGCUGCAUUAGCUAUUGCUGAGACGCUUUGGGUGAACAAGACAGACAAAAUGAUGAUUUUACCAGGAUUAAAUGAUUGGAAUAAACAUCAGUUGGCUUACAUUCAAUUUGCCCGAAUGAAAUGUAGCAAGAGUACAAAAGAACAUCAGCAAUUAAUCAAGGACUAUGCACCUGACCGAUAUCGAGUGAAUGGUCCUCUGAUGAACUCACAACAUUUUACAGACACAUUUCAUUGUAAAGUGGGAUCAUUUAUGAACCCAGAGAUAAAAAAGUGUCAAGUAUGGUAAAUAAAUAUAUAUGUAUAUAUAUAUAUAAUAAAAAAAAACUCUUUUCUUCUUUU
Messenger RNA from Mucor mucedo, 2483 nucleotides. RefSeq lists its product as uncharacterized. Gene Ontology annotation, cellular component: plasma membrane. NCBI's taxonomy places the organism in Eukaryota, Fungi, Mucoromycota, Mucoromycetes, Mucorales, Mucoraceae. Bases 82 to 2430 code for a protein of 782 amino acids. The transcript has 7 exons. Gene Ontology annotation, biological process: protein processing. Gene Ontology annotation, molecular function: metalloendopeptidase activity. The record is from RefSeq and is a predicted model, not a curated record.